AUGAAAGAACAGUUUGUUUUUCUUACUCUCUUCGUCUUUUCUGCACUUUCCAUUUACAACUCCGUGGCAUUCAAAUCGGCCAAUUUCAAUUCAGAAUGUGGGGAUGGCAUUUUUGACGAAUACACAGAAGAGUGUGAUGGGACUCCUGGUUGUGGCGACGACUGUUAUUGCAUGAAUGGGUACAAUGCAGAUGAAAAAGGGAAUUGCAAAAUAAUGUGUUCAUUUAACGAGGCAUGUUUAACUGGAUGCACUUCACCUGAUGUAUGCAAUGUAUGUAAUACAACUUUGGGGUAUACUUCAGACUGUCAGUAUUGUCAGCGUGACUACAUCUGGUUAGGGUAUGGGAACUGUCAGAAUGUAUCUGAUUACCUCUUAUACUCCUGUUCCCAGUUUCUUACAGUAGUAGCAAGUGAAUAUGCCAAAUAUGGAUACCCCAAUUUGAAUGACAUUGUCUUAAAUGACUCAUUUUUCGAUAAUGGAGGGUCUAUCCAUGUCCCUGAAUGUCCAUUUAAAAAGGUUUUAAUGUCGAAUGCGUGCUCAAAGCAAGUGAAUCCGGCAUCGCCAUAUACCUUUGGUAUUUACUUUAAACUUACAAGUCCAGUUACUCGAUAUGUUGUCUUUGAAGUCGACAAAAAAUAUUCGACGAAUGAAUUGUUUGAAGCCAAAAGAGAUGGGUUAUCUCUUGGAAAUGAUUACUCUUUAGUGUUACAAGACAGAUGCACAAAUGAGACGGGAAAUGUUUUCAAUGGGAAGUGUGUGGAGAGUAAUGAUGAACUUACAAACAAUAUCAAAUCACCAGUGUUGAUUUUUAAAAUACAAGAGAAUGUACCUUUGUAUAUCUUUUUACAUACUAAAUAUGCAGAGAAGACUAUACCCGCCGUAGACGCAUUUGUAUCACCAAUUACACACCCAUGUACAUACAGAUUGGAAUCCUUCGAGAAGGGGCAUGUGAUGAACAAGGACUACACCAUUGAAAUCAACAUAGCACACAUGUUCAAGUCGAGUUCUGUAUGUAGCACUGAGUCAAGAUACUCAAAAUGGUAUACAUUGGAAGGGACAGGUAGAUACCACGAGAUCUCUACAUGUGAGAGUUCAAGUGACUACUUUGUCAAUUUGCGGUUGAUGAAAGUGAUUGGAAAGACUACAACAGACGACUUGAGUAAUUUAGACUGCGAUGAUGCCACACAAUUGGUUUGUGUAACUUCUCGAAAUAGUGGGUGUUCCAACAAGAGUCUUUUAAGUCUCAUGCGAAUUAAAUUAGAGGCAGAUGUGCUGUAUUUCCUUCAAGUCGAACUCGAAGAAGAGUAUGAUGGAUUACUCAAUUUGACAAUUACAAACAUCUGUAAUGAAUGUGGGGAACAUGGUGUAUGUAGUGAAUAUAGUGGGAAGUGUGAGUGUGAAUUACCAUACAUAUAUUUGAAUGGGACAUGUAGUUUGUGUGGGAAUGGCAUUAAAGAAGAAGGAGAAGAAUGCGACCUAAGUGUGGCGGGAUACUCGGACGUUGUGUGUUCGACUACUUGUAUGUGUCUCGAUGGGUAUGUUCCCAUAUAUGCGAACGACACAUACAAAUGUGCCUUACCAACAUGUAGUAAUGGAGUGAUGGAUGACUAUGAAGAAUGUGAUGGUGGCAUGGGGUGUGAUCAUUGUUUCUGUGCUGAAGGAUAUAAGAUGUAUUCGACGCCUUCCUUUGGGUGUUUAUCGACGAAAUGUGGCAAUAAUGUAGUCGAUGAUGGUGAAGACUGUGAUAAUGGUGACGGAUGUGUCGAUUGUAAAUGUAUUAAAGGGUAUUACCCCCAUAGCGGCGAUGCAAAUUGUUGGAGAGUGUCUACUGGUCACUUACAAAUAGUGAUUUGGAGCGACUUUUUGCUGAACCACUUGAUCUUCUAUUUUGUGUUAUUUACGAUCAUCUACGUCAAGUACAAAAAAUUGAAUAAGAAGAUCAAAGAACAGAUAGCACAGAACGAGUUUGUAGUUGUUGAGAAUGUUAUAAUUCCUUUCGACAAGACUCAUUCCAAAUACAUAGAUAUCACGAAUGAAAACCCUUAUUUUUCAUUCUCUAAACACGAAUUGGACCUUGGUUCUCAACACCCAGAAAUUAACGUCCCCCUCUUAACUACUCUUGAAUUGAAAAACACUUGGAAACACGCCCCACUCUAUUUCACAGUCCAUUGUGGGGACUAUAACAAAUAUGAGUUAACGUGUAAACCAUUUACAGGUACUAUUAAACCCGGAGAAAGUGCUGAUUUGACAUUUACAAUCAUGAUAAAGUGCACAACAAUGUUAGUAGAGAAGAUUCCCAUUACUCUUCGAUUUGGUAAAUUGUCGAAUCUGUAUAAGGAAAUUCAAAAAGACCACCCCGACUUGAUCGAAGACUUCUCACAAUCAAACAACUCGGAAAACACAAAACAAACAUCUUCUCUGAGCAAAGAACUGUCAAAAACAUCGGCAAAUCAGUCGCAAAACAAUUCAAAGAGUGGGAAGACGCCUUCAGUCCAUUCAUCUAACAAUAAGAGUAAGAGUAAAGGAACAAAAAUAACUAAGUUUCACGUGUACCUCACCUUGAACACUGAAACUGCACUCUCCACUAAACUCGACUACGAAGAAAUUCAUUUGCAACACCCUCCUAUUGGCGGAGGGACAUUUGGGAUUGUCUACCAAGCGAAAUGGCGAGGUGCUGAUGUUGCAGUAAAAGUGAUGAAGACCGACUUAGUCAGUUUAUCUGAAUUACUCCCCAACUUUGUGCAAGAAGCUGAAAUGAUGGAGCGUAUUCGAUGCCCUUUUAUUAUCAAUUUUAUUGGAUCGGUGACUACAUCAGACACUUUAUGUCUUGUCACCGAAUUCUGUCCUUUGGGGUCUUUAAGAAAGUAUAUGAAGACAAAUGCAAUGCCAAAUUUACUGAAAGUCCGGUUCUGCCAAGACAUUGCAAAGGGGAUGGAGUACUUACACGAAAAUGAUAUUCUGCACCGCGACUUGAAGACGGAUAAUGUGUUGGUCAAUUCAAAUAAUCCACAUGAUCAAACGACCGCAAAAAUCAGUGACUUUGGAACAUCAAGAUCUUUUAUAGAAUCGUCCAAUAAAAUCGCACUUCAAAAUAUAGGGACUCCAGUUUAUAUGGCGCCAGAGAUAUCAAGAAAGGACCAAAUGACAUUAAAAAGUGACGUGUAUUCGUUUGCUAUAUGUUCCCUUGAAAUUUGGCUUGGGCACGACUGUUACUCGCCAGAGAAGUACCCCGACUCGGAAUCUAUUUUGAAAUUUGUUGGAGGUGGAAAAAGAUUGGAAAUACCCGAAGACUGCCCACUGAGUAAUAUCAUUGGGAAGGCGUGGAAACAAACACCUACAGAAAGACCUAGUUUCAAAGAAAUAUCAGUGAUGAUCCAUGACGUCUUGAAUUUGAUGGAAAUGUGCACAUGCCCGAAACAGCUUCGUGAGAAACUUAGAAAAGAAGGGUAUAUGACGACAUCUCAAGUAAGCACAAAUGACGUCUCAAACUCAAACAACAAAACUUCAAUUGGAGUCGAGGAAAGUACUUCCGCCGCUAUUAACUCGGAAGAAGAAAAGAAAGC
This is a messenger RNA of Entamoeba invadens IP1, 3563 nucleotides long. Its product is annotated as serine-threonine protein kinase, putative. Gene Ontology annotation, molecular function: ATP binding; protein kinase activity. Gene Ontology annotation, biological process: protein phosphorylation. The annotation marks the transcript as partial. The transcript is spliced from 4 exons. The record is from RefSeq and is a predicted model, not a curated record. NCBI's taxonomy places the organism in Eukaryota, Evosea, Mastigamoebida, Endamoebidae.